ACAGUCUGUGGUUGUGCGCCAUGCUGACGGGGAGGGAAAAAAACGACUGAAGGGAGUUACCUCAGCGCACUCUGAGAUAUGAGAUCGGGCCAUUUUCCAGUCGGUGCCUUUUACUAUUAAAGAAGAAAAUCUCGAAAAUCAGUGGAGGGGAAGCAAGAAAGAAAGGAACACAGUCACACUUGGAGAGGUCGCCCAGAAGAGAGCAUAUUGCACCUUUCGGGUAGGCGGAUCAGUCGGAAUCUACGGUGCGUGCACAGUAUAUCGCCCCCUGUGCGCGCGCGCGUGUGUUUACAAGUGUUUGAACGAGUGCCACUGCCACAGACGAGGGAAGGAGGAUAAAGACAAGAAAGGAGGGAUGGUGGACAAUUCAGGCAGUAGUAAGGCACAAAUGCCCAGCAUGUCUCAGGAGCCUGGUGUGGCCUUUCCUCAGAGCACCUCUACAGGGGGGAUGAAGCUGGAGGCAGUAAUGGAGCAGCUCCAGCGGCAGCAGCAGGCCCGACUGGAAAUGGAGCGCAAGGAGAGGAAGCUGCGAGAGGCCCACAUCAUGUAUGCUCAGCAGGUUGCUGCCCAGCAGGCUAUCCUGGCAGCUGCCCGGGCUUCUGGGGCCAGCUUCAUGGGCAAAGGCCUGGCUGGAGUGGUCCCUGGUGGCGGGUUGCCUCUCCGGGUGUCCAAUCAGAGCAGUGUGGACUCGGAAAGAGAGGAUGAUGAGGACAGAGGCCGGGAUUCUGGGGAUGAGGAUGAUGACAAUGAGAUGAUGGAGGGGGAUGAGGGCAGUGAUGAGGAUGAGGGAAGUGCCAGUGGUCUGGAGUUCCUCCGCAAGCAGACCCUCGCUUUACAGCAGAGCGCCUCCCGCGUCCCGGUCCGUCCGUUUGGUAGUUACUCUGUGUCGGCCCCUCAGAGGGCUGCAUCCCCACCUAUCAGAGUGAAGCAGGAACCUGACGAGGGCCUGUCUCCUGCAGGGCCACACUCUGCUACCUCUCCUAACGGACAGGCAGACUGGGGCUUUGAUGAUCACUUCAGACAGAAUGGGAGUGCCAGCUGGGCGGAUGAAGCCGACAGUAGCAGAGGAAGAGGAGAGGCGUCCAGAGACUUUGCUAAACUGUAUGAACUGGACACUGACCCCAAAAGGAAGGAGUUUUUGGAUGACCUCUUCACAUUCAUGCAGAAAAGAGGAACCCCAGUCAAUCGCAUCCCCAUCAUGGCCAAGCAGGUCCUGGAUCUGUACAUGCUGUACAAGCUGGUGACAGAGAAGGGAGGCCUGGUGGAGGUUAUCAACAAGAAAAUCUGGAGAGAAAUCACAAAGGGACUCAACCUGCCUACCUCCAUCACCAGUGCAGCUUUCACCCUACGCACACAGUAUAUGAAAUACCUGUACCCGUAUGAGUGCGAGAGGAGAGGCCUCAGCUCCCCAGGUGAGCUUCAGGCUGCCAUCGACAGUAACCGACGCGAGGGUCGUCGUCCAAGCUACAGCAGCAGCCUCUUCCGCUUCUCUCCUUCUCCCAGCACAGCUCCCCACAUCCUCUCACCUCCCAAGAUGCACGUUUCAGUUCUGGGGGCAGGGACCUCAGGGGCCCUCAACGGUCUGCAGGCCUCACCAGGACCCUCUCUGAAGAAAGAUGACCUGACCCCCUCCAUCAUGGCGGUGAGACCCUCCAUGGCGCUGGCCCUGGGUCAGCAGCAGGUUGCGGGUUUGGCAAGAGCCGCCACGCUGGAGCAGCUGAGAGAAAAGCUGGAGACCAGCGGCGGAGGAGAUGGGCCAGAGAGGAAGAUGGCCCGCCUGGCGGAAGAGCAGCAGCGCCUGAUGCAGCAGGCUUUCCAACAUAACCUGCUGGCCAUGGCUUCCCAAAUGCCCAUGAACCUGCGCAUGGGAGCCCCCACCAUUACCACCAGAGAUGAGAAGCAGCAGGACAUGUCUCUGAGCAUCUCAACCAAUGGAAAUGCCAGCAUCACUGUCUCAGUGGAGGUCAAUGGCACAAUCUACUCAGGAACCCUGUUUGCCCAGAAGUCUGGAGGGGCCCCUGGGCCUGCUGUGUCGGCUGCUGCUGCUUCAGCCUCCCCUGCUGGAACCAGCACUAGCUUUGGCUUCUCUGUACCUCUGGCUCAGACCCUCAGCCCCGCGUCCUCCUCCUCCUCCUCCAAGGGUCCCAGCUCGGCUGAGCCGGCUCCCAGCGGGUCACCCUAACUCAGGCUGCCCUUUGUACCUGCUCCCCAGGCCUCUCUUUCGCCGGGAGGCCCAGCAAGAAAAUACAGUACAAUGAGAAACCGAUAAGAAUAACAAACUGUUGCACAACAAAUACCUCAUCAACCCUGUCAACCUCUUGGCUGUCCAAUCAUGAACACAGAGCCCAAGAAUAUUAUGUGGCAACACGUGCCCAAACGCACAGCUAUGCAUUUUAUUCAACAUACAAACACAUACGCAUGCUACACUACAAACACACACAAUUAACAUAUACAGACACACAAUCUACACAUACAUACACUUGUUAAUCCUAAUGUACAUGCUAAACACAAUCAGCUCAGCCAAAACCCACUGACAGGUGUAGUCACAACUGAACUUGAAAAGUUUUAUCUUAGGACAUUUUGUUUGUUUGUUGCCAUUUUGUUGUCUUUUUGAUUUUGUGUUUUAGAAUGAUUUUGUUUUUAGUUUUUCUCUUUUUACAUACCUCAAAUCAAGUAACCUGCAGUGGUGUCUUUACCUCAGGAGCUGUACUAUAUUUAACCUGAAUCAACUUUAUUUUUGUAUUCUUUUUGACCUAGUUGCAAUCAGGGGAAGUCGGGUAACUCUCACCAGGGGAACCUCAGAGCACCCACCUCACAGUGACAAGCCUCCGACCCGGGCCGCUCAGGUUUCUUUAACACGCUGUAGCCUCUUGCUGAACUCAAACUGGUGAAUGAUCAGAUGCUGUAGAUCAGCACAUUAUAUACCUAAUUUCAUAACUCUGCCCUCAGUUCAGAUCAAAUUAAUCCCAUUAUAAUAGUUGGAAGGUUAAUGAUGUACACAAACCUCCCAAACUGUAAACUCUCUCUAGCAAUGCACAGGAUGGAUUUUUAUGUCCACAUAAAAUUCAACUUAUUGCAGGUCUUCACAAAGUUGGGGGAACAGCAACUCUAAUCCACCCACACCCACCCGAGCAGACCCUGAGCUCAUUUCUCCACCCAGCUCCUGUCUGUUACAGAGAGGUAGUACAGAAUCAGGUUUGAGUUUGUUGUCCCCCAUUUUGUUUGUGCAUCCUUCCUCCAGCUGCAGCCACAGAGCUGAAUGUCAAUCUGACGGCGUCAUCCUUAAUGAUAGUUCUCAGACCUCAUACUGGCCUCUCUGCUCUGGAGGGCGUCUUUCUCAGGAAGGAAUGUGACAACUGCAAGGAAUCACUGUUAAUUUAAAAAGGAAAAAAAAGGAUACCUGAAUACCUGAAGAAUGCACAAGUCUACAUGACUGUUCAAGAAUACCUCAUCAGACUCUCUCAAAAAGAGAGCUACACUACAUACCUCAUACGGCCGCAAAGCCAUCGAGACUUGACACCCCAACCCGGGAUGGACCAGGUUCAUACCUGAACUGAAACUGACAUGAACGUGUUGACACGCUGCUGCUGCUGCUGGUGGUUUUUGGGGACAAACAGAACUGGGAUGGUAAACAGAUGAUAUCUCUCUCCUGUAUUUACUUGUAGAACUUGUUUUAUGCUUGCUUCCGUUUUCUUUCAUUUCUUUUUUUUUUUUUUUUUUUUUUAGUUCCUCAAGUUGUUGUCUGAGAAGAAUGAUGUAUCUGCAUUUUUUUUUUCCAGGGAAGAGGAAAAGAAAAGUUAGUUCCUCACAGACACAUAUAGAUCUGUAGGAUUGUUAACAGGUUUACCUUACAUUUGACUGCGAACACCUAAUUCGCAGUUAACACGUCUUCUUUCACGACAGCGGCGAAAUGAUAUGCAUGUGUACAAUCAUGUGACCAGUGUUUUAACACCCUAAUCUUCUGGUUCACGCUAGCCUCUGGUUAUUGCACAGCUAGAUACCAAAGACUAGCCAGGUCACUCCUCUUGAUUGAUCCCUCGUACAAUCCUGCUGUGGUGCACAGCAAGGCAGGUCAAGGUCUUUUUUGGACUGCAAAAAAUGUUGCAUCUAAUCUCAUUUAAUCCAAUUUUGAGUUUUUUCCUAAAGCAAGUGAAAAUAUCUUUAGGUGAGGUAAAUUCCCUUAUUUCACAUUUUACAGCAUGACUUGAUUAUUGGAAAGUUACAAUGGAAAUAUGUAAUUUUAAAACUGGCUUUAAAGACUCAAAAUCUGAUUACAUAACAUGUACAGCUGGGCAUUUUUGUUAGCAGAUAUUUAAGUGUUUUAUCCAGAGUAGUAGCCCAGAUGCUGUGGCUUUCCUGAGCUGUUUCCCUAAUUUAAUCUUUUACACUUAUGGGCUCUUGGGGCUGGUUUUUAACACAACACCCGGUGUGGACAGAGGCCCACAAGUCUGGCCUCUGUAUGAAAACACCCACUUCUUGAUAAUCCAGGAACACCUGGAUUAGCCCUCCAAUUGUAUGGAAUUUUUCUCCCUUCACAGUAAAUUUUUAGCAUUUUGGAAUACCACAAGGGAUGAAAAUGAAUUUUCCAUCUUUAUCUGUGUUGAAUGUGAGGCAUUUUAACAGUUUAGAAACCUCUUUAAGCCCAGUGUGAUCUGAGGGGGGCAGCCUUUUUGCUUUUAUUAAACUGUAUUUUAGCCAUUACUUGUCCGGUUUUGCAGACGUUUUGCAGUGCAGAUCACAGGUGAGGGUUUGAGGACUUUGAAGUCCUUUUGGUGUACCCUUCAGAACCCUGUAUGACACAGAACUGUAUUUUAUAAAGGUGAGAACUGUAGAUGCUGCCUUAAAGUAGUUGCUGGUGAGAUCCGGCCAGUGCAGGUUUUACUACUCAACUGGCUGGGAAAAUGUCUUCAAGCCUAAUCCUUUGGAGAGUAAUCACUUUUUAUUUUGGUAAGCAAUUCAAUCAGACGUUAGACACCAGUUGUCAUUCAUGCUGUUGCGUUAACAACUGAGUUUUGCUAUUUAUUUGUGGGGGUUUUUUAUUUCAUUUUAUUCCUGGUGGACCUUGUUUUUAGUAACAGUUAAGCUUAAUCAUUUAGGCUGUGUUACUAAAAUGUUUUCUUGUUUCUAAGUCCAAGCUUUCUGUUUCAUCUGCUUAGUCUUAGCAAUGACUGUUCGAUAGUGUAGCUUCACUGCCUUUGUAUGUUUGUGUGUGUGUGUAUGCGUGUGUGUAAGCAGGUUCAGUAUGUACAGUAUGUGGUUGCAGUUCUACCAUGUGGAGUACCACGCCUGCAUACACUUGUAAUAACAUUAAGGAUACUGCAGGUGGCGCAACUGCCACGUCUAGAAUAUCAUAGGAGGGGGGGGGUUCUCAGGCAUGAGUUUUGAUGACACUUUUAAAAACUUAAAACACUUACUUAAAUGGGGAAAGUUCUCUCCAGCAUUAGCCUCCCAUUUUGCUCACUGGGAGCUACCCAUUACACCCACAGUCGUCUUCUGCUGUUGAAGGGCACUUUGCUGUUCGUUGUUCGGGAGUGGAAAGUGUGGAGGGUUGGUCAUUCACUUCUCUCUGAUCUCUGGGUUCAAACCAGCAACCCUCUGGUCACCUCACUAACCUCCAGGCUCCUGCCACCUAACUUGCUGCGUGGAUGAGUAUAUAUGAUGUGUUGUACCUGUAAGCCUAUGUGUGUGUGUGUGUGUGUGUUUGUGUGUGUCUAUUAGAGACCGCCCCUACCUCGUCAUACCACAAUACCUCAGGGCAGGGGGCUGCAGUCACUCUUGCGUUCGAUGUUGAAGCCGCAUUGAGGGACGAGUACUGACGGAAGCUGUGGUCACUUAGCUGAAUGCUACUUCUGUUUUGGUGUUGCAUUUUUGUAUUUUUGUCGUCAGUAACUGCAGGCAAGGUUUCGUCUCUCAGGAAGCUGUGAAGUUGGAAGUCUGCAGAACCUUUUGUCUCUCAGAUGAUUUUGGAGUUAAUUCAGUUUUAAAUUGUUUAAAAACUAACCUGAUCUGUGUAAAAACAGGCGCAUAUGCAAGUGGUUAUCGAAUACCUCAUUUAUCAAUUUUAUGUUGUUUUUUGGCUUGUACAAUGCUCCGUAUAUUAAUUCAACUGUGGGGUUUGUGCAUAUUUUUGUACUGUUAUUAUUAUGGACAUGAUAAUAAUGAUAUUACUGAUAUUAUAGUUUUCUCUUUGACUAAAGCAAACAAAAAAUAGGACAAAACACAUGAAUGCUUGUAAAAACUGGUUUGUGCUGAUUGUAUUUAAGAGGAGCACUUUUCCAAAGUGGUUUUCACACAUUCAGUUUUGUUCAUAUUAGUAAUAUAAAGAUAUGGUUCUCAGGGCUUUAAACUUGUAUGUCAUGAUAAAGUUUUACUUUAUAUCUUA
Messenger RNA from Siniperca chuatsi (mandarin fish), 6382 nucleotides. RefSeq names its product AT-rich interactive domain-containing protein 3B-like. The transcript has 9 exons. Gene Ontology annotation, cellular component: nucleus. Gene Ontology annotation, molecular function: DNA binding. The record is from RefSeq and is a predicted model, not a curated record. Bases 356 to 2182 code for a protein of 608 amino acids. NCBI's taxonomy places the organism in Eukaryota, Metazoa, Chordata, Actinopteri, Centrarchiformes, Sinipercidae. Gene Ontology annotation, biological process: regulation of transcription by RNA polymerase II.